AAGAGACGCCGGAAGUGUCGCCCAGAGCACCCGCUCGGGGCCGCUCUGGCCGCCCCUCUCGUUGGCGGCGCGUUGGGGAAGACGGGGGGACCAUAGAGAUGAGCGGGCAGAGAGGCGCCCGCCAAGAUGGCGACGCCCAGUGACGAGGAGGGGGUGGCGGUGGGGCCCAGGUACCACCAGCGCUCCGUGGCCAUGCUGGACAUUUCCUUCCCACCUUUCUGUGCCUUCCUGGGAUCCCUGGGCUUGCUCUGCGUGGCCCUGGUGAGCGCCUGGUGCCAGCACUGGCGAGGGGGCUUUUCCCUGGAUGGCGGAUCCCGGACAUUCAACUGGCACCCGGUGCUGAUGGUGACAGGAUUGGUGGUCCUCUACGGAGCAGCUGCUCUGGUUUACCGCAUUCCCAACACCUGGAGCGGCCCCAAGCUUCCCUGGAAACUGCUGCACGGCGGCCUGGCUUUGGGAGCCUUCGUCCUCACUGUGCUGGGCUUGGCAGCCGUGUUCUGCUUCCAUAAUUCCAACGGGACGCCCAACAUGUACUCCCUGCACAGCUGGAUGGGACUGGGAACCGUCCUGCUCUUCUCCUGCCAGUGGGCGGCAGGAUUUGGAGCGUUCCUGCUUCCCUGGGCUCCCACCUGGCUCCGGCAGCUCUACAAGCCCAUCCAUGUUUUCUUUGGCUCCACCAUCCUCAUGUUGUCCGUGGCUUCCUGUGUGUCAGGAAUCAACGAGAAGCUUUUCUUCAGCCUGAAAAACGGGACCACGCAGUACAAGCUCCUUCCCACCGAGGCCGUGUUUGCCAACACUUUGGGAAUCCUGAUCCUGCUUUUUGGGGUGCUGGUGGUAGGUGCCCUAGCCAGGCCCAGCUGGAAGCGCCCGGAUUCCAACUCCCUGGAUUCCCGCCAGCCCCUGCUCUCCGCCGAGCGCUGAUCCCAAAGGAUCUCUCAGCACUUCUAAGGUGUUUCCUGCACCCUUGCCAUCCCAAGGAUUUCCCAGCGCUCCCAGGGUGUAUCCUGUAUCCUCAUGCCUCCAGGUGCCAGAUCCUGUCUGGAUUUCCAGCUGUGCCAAACCCCAGCCCUUCCCGGUGCCAUCCUGCAGCUGCCAGAGCCUUGUCAGGACAAAGAGGAACAUCUGUGUUAUUCCCAUGUGUCACUCCCACCCCAGGGGAUCUGGCUCAGCAGGACAGGGAUGGAGCCACUCAGGGCCCUCAGGGCCAUGGAAUAAAACAAUGGCUUCUGCA
Molecule: messenger RNA, 1231 nt
Organism: Empidonax traillii (willow flycatcher)
Lineage: Eukaryota; Metazoa; Chordata; Aves; Passeriformes; Tyrannidae
Product: cytochrome b ascorbate-dependent protein 3
Exons: 6
Coding region: 127-921 (264 amino acids)
Cellular component (GO): lysosomal membrane
Molecular function (GO): oxidoreductase activity
Source: RefSeq, a predicted model, not a curated record